AUGGACGACCAAGCUGCUCAUUUAGCUUCUAUUCUUGUGCAACGAUUGCGCUCAACGUCGCCUACAUCGCGCAUUAUCGUCGGUCUAUCGGGUGUGCCGGCGUCUGGCAAGUCAACUCUUGCACAGAUCAUCGUAGAUCGGGUGAACGAGACCUUCCGCGCCGACUCGUCUGUCGAAACGGUGGAUGGAGAGACCAAGCAUAAUAAUGUGGCGGUCCUGAUCGGCCUCGAUGGGUGGCAUAUGACGCGCGCGCAGCUUGAUGCGUUCCCCGACCCCAGACUCGCGCAUGAUCGGCGAGGAGCUCACUGGACGUUCGACGGAGAGUCAUAUGUCCACUUUAUGCGCGCACUUCGUCACCCAUUGCGAACCGCAGAUACAAGCAGCGAGGAGGCGGAUGUGGUCUACGCGCCGUCUUUUGACCACGCCAUCAAGGACCCCACUCCCCGUGCAGUACCAGUCCACCCAUACCAUCGCCUCGUUCUCAUAGAAGGGCUUUACACAUUUCUCGGUAUCCCGCCCUGGCGAGAGGCCGCUGAGAUGCUGGACGAAAGGUGGUGGCUAGAUGUGGGCGAAGCCGAAGCCGAAGAGCGACUGGUUGCACGCCAUGUGAGGAGUGGGAUCGCGAAGGAUCUCGACGAAGCCAAGUGGAGAUCGCGCGAAAAUGAUGCUCCUAACGGUCAAUUCAUCAGGGAAAACAUGCUCAAGCCCACAAGGGUGAUCAAAAGUCUCACGGAUUUAACGCUGAUCACCUCAUGA
Postia placenta MAD-698-R-SB12 is the source of this 756-nucleotide messenger RNA. RefSeq lists its product as hypothetical. Gene Ontology annotation, cellular component: cytoplasm. The record is from RefSeq and is a predicted model, not a curated record. The transcript is spliced from 3 exons. NCBI's taxonomy places the organism in Eukaryota, Fungi, Basidiomycota, Agaricomycetes, Polyporales, Adustoporiaceae. Bases 1 to 756 code for a protein of 251 amino acids.